Molecule: messenger RNA, 1653 nt
Organism: Trichoderma breve
Lineage: Eukaryota; Fungi; Ascomycota; Sordariomycetes; Hypocreales; Hypocreaceae
Product: transmembrane amino acid transporter protein domain-containing protein
Exons: 4
Coding region: 1-1653 (550 amino acids)
Biological process (GO): amino acid transmembrane transport
Cellular component (GO): endoplasmic reticulum
Molecular function (GO): amino acid transmembrane transporter activity
Source: RefSeq, a predicted model, not a curated record
AUGACCAUGGCCAAGAAGAACCACGGCGAGAUCAGCUUGCACGACGAAGACCGCGGCCUGCUCGCCCAAUAUCCCGAGCCAGAGACAGAGCGCAAUGGCAAUGGCGGCGACCUCGGCAUCAUCACCAGCGUCCUCAAGUCGUCGCGCCCCGAUUUCGAGCCCGAAGUCAAGACGCCGCGGACCCCCGGCAGAGUCCAGUUCGAUCUGACGCCGCGCAUCCUCAACUUCAGCGACGCUCCCAACGGCCGGCCCUCGACCUCGUCGUCCUUUUCGUCGGCCGAUCGAUUCGACUUCGACGACUCCGGCUCCGGCCACGACUCGCACCGCGUGCCGCUGCUGACGGACCUCGAGGCGCCGAGUAUAACCGUGGCCCGAGAGUGGGAUGAUGCUGGCGAGGGCGACGAGGAGAACGCGGCCGAGGCCGAGCUGCGGCGGCCCAAGUCUGGGCUCAAGUCUGCCUUUAUGAACAUGGCCAAUUCCAUCAUCGGCGCCGGCAUCAUCGGCCAGCCAUAUGCAAUGCGGCAAGCGGGCCUGCUGGCGGGCACGCUGCUCCUCAUUGCCCUGACGAUUGUGGUGGACUGGACCAUCUGCCUCAUCGUCAUCAACAGCAAGCUGAGCGGCACCAGCAGCUUUCAGGGCACGGUGCAGCAUUGCUUUGGGCGGCCGGGACUCAUUGCCAUCAGCGUUGCGCAAUGGGUGUUUGCCUUUGGCGGCAUGGUGGCCUUUGGAGUCAUUGUCGGCGAUACGAUUCCACACGUGUUGACAGCCAUCUGGACCGACCUGGCGAAUGUGCCGGUGCUGGGGCUGUUGACGGAUAGAAGAGUCUCCAUUGCUGUGUUUUGCAUGGGAAUAAGCUAUCCUCUGACACUAUACAGGGACAUUGCAAAGCUGGCCAAGGCAAGCACAUUGGCCCUUAUCGGCAUGCUGGUCAUUGUCGUUACGGUGCUGGUUCAAGGCGUGCUCGUUCCAUCGGCCGAUCGAGGCUCCUUUAGCAUGCCGCUGUUGACCGUCAACAGCGGUAUAUUCCAAGCCAUUGGCGUUAUAUCAUUUGCAUUCGUCUGUCACCACAACUCCCUCCUCAUCUACGGCUCGCUCAAGACCCCCACGAUCGACAACUUCUCCCGCGUCACACACUAUUCCACCGGCGUUUCCAUGUUCGCCUGCCUGAUCAUGGCCCUCGGCGGCUUUCUCACCUUUGGCGACAAGACGCUGGGCAACGUGCUCAACAACUUUUCGUCAGACAACUCCAUGGUCAAUGUUGCGCGGCUGUGCUUUGGCCUCAACAUGCUGACGACUCUGCCUCUGGAGGCGUUUGUCUGCCGCGAGGUCAUGAUUACCUACUUUUACCCCGACGAGCCGUUUGAUAUCCGGCGGCAUCUCAUCAUCAGCACGGCACUGGUCGCAGGUGCUACGACUUUGAGCAUGUUGACGUGCGACCUGGGCAUCGUCUUUGAGCUCGUGGGCGCAACCAGCGCCGUGGCCAUGGCGUACAUCCUGCCGCCCAUGUGCUACAUCAAGCUGACGACGCGAAGCUGGCGCACAUACGUGGCCGCGGCGGUGGUGGUGUUUGGAGUUGUCGUCAUGAUCAUUAGUGUGAUUCAAGCGAUAGAUAAAUUGAUACAUGGUUCAGAUGCCGCAGCGAAAUGCACGUAG